CUCUCAAUCAUUGUGGCAAUAUCAAUCGAGGGGAUGUCUCUUCUUCUUCCCCUCCUAUUUCUGUGGGGCCUGACUGCACCAGUGGAGUCUAUUCUAAACCCACAGAAACUCCAAAAUAUCUGGACAUACAUCAGCAACACGUAUCCAAACAUGAUGAAUGGGAAUAAUCCCAUGUAUGCUGUGGCCCUCUCCAUCAGUAAUGAUGACUGUAACGGAGACAUUGACCUGCAGACGAUUCUCACCGGAAAUGGCAAUAACAUCAAGGACAAGCUGGAGAAAGACAUCAUGAACAAGCUGGAGAAAGACAUCAAGGACAAGCUGAAGAAAGACAUCAAGGACAAGCUGGAGAAAGACAUCAAGGACAAGCUGGAGAAAGAAGGCGGGAUGUACAUUGGGGAUAGGCUGAUGAUCGCACGGCCGCUCGAGAACAUAGAGCAUGCAGAACACCGCCUGCUGACUCAGCUCAAGAAAAAGAAAUGGGACACUAACUCCUGUGUCGUCUUCUUUGUCAAGGAUUCCCCCUGUACGGAGAAGUGCUUGAAUGAGCAGAAGAACAAUUACAACAUCCUGGAGCUGCUGGAGACCUUCAAAGAGUGGGGGAAAGACAAAAAAGCUUUCCUCUUCCAGGACAUCUACUACCAAGACCUGGACAAUCGUAAACAACAAGAACUACAAAAACAAAUCAAAGACCUUCGAGAUCAGGAGUUCAGUGAAACUGUAAUCAAACAAAGGCUGAAUGUCCAUGACAUUCCACCUACCCCGCCAACACGAAGCCAACUGCUCAGUGCCUUCCAGAGGAUAGAGGAGCAUGUGCCAUUGUAUCGUUGCAACACAUACACCACAAAAGGCUGCAUCCGCUGUCUGAAUGAUGAGAUAUCUCUGAAUAAUAACGAGUGCUUGUAUGGGAUGGCGGAAGAGACAGAGAGUGAUGCAUCAUUUCACCAGAGCAGCAGUUCCCAAACAGGGAGUAAAAGAAGUCACAGCCAAAGCAGCACAAAUAACCCAAAUGAAAAAAACAGGAAAAUGUCUAAAAAGGGUGUUUGAUGCUGAAUGGGCAAAACAUUGCCCCCCCCCCCCACAUGUGUUUUAAAGGGGGCACUGAUGACCUGCUCCCACACAAUAACAGCGGUAAACACAUUCAGUUGUUACUUGUCUGCUGAUAGGGUAGCAGAUCCUGUUUGUUCAUUGUUUACAGUUACAUUUAAGGAGAGGGUUGGGCUUAAGUCUGACCCUUAACCCCUAACCCUUCACCUUGUACCCUAAACAAUGAAUACACUUCUACCCUAUGAACAGAUCAGUAUCCAAUGUGUACUUGUGUUGUUAUUAGCUCCCCCUUUAAAAUAACACGGGACCCCCGUGCACCUGCAGUCAACACUCUCCAAACUGCCAAUGUAAAC
Molecule: messenger RNA, 1397 nt
Organism: Xyrauchen texanus (razorback sucker)
Lineage: Eukaryota; Metazoa; Chordata; Actinopteri; Cypriniformes; Catostomidae
Exons: 4
Coding region: 34-1044 (336 amino acids)
Source: RefSeq, a predicted model, not a curated record